Molecule: messenger RNA, 2428 nt
Organism: Mesoplodon densirostris (Blainville's beaked whale)
Lineage: Eukaryota; Metazoa; Chordata; Mammalia; Artiodactyla; Ziphiidae
Gene: ANXA11
Product: annexin A11
Exons: 15
Coding region: 195-1706 (503 amino acids)
Biological process (GO): cytokinetic process; phagocytosis
Cellular component (GO): cytoplasm
Molecular function (GO): calcium ion binding; calcium-dependent phospholipid binding
Source: RefSeq, a predicted model, not a curated record
UCCUCCUCCAGACUCUCCCUGACUGCUGAGCAGCUCACGAGUGCCCAGCGAGCCCGGAGAGCGGGAGUGGGACAUAACUCGAGGCUGGUCCGAGGUGCCGCGCCUGGGACGCCAGCAGAGAGAGCCGCUGCUGCCCGCGUCCCCGUUCGCCCCUCGCGGUCCCCCACCCCGGUUGCCAGUGGCUAGAUCUCACCAUGAGCUACCCAGGCUACCCCCCGCCCGCAGGCGGCUACCCGCCAGCUGCACCAGGUGGCGGUGCCUGGGGAGGUGCUGGCUACCCACCACCCAACAUGCCCCCCAUCGGGCUGGAUAACGUGGCCAGCUACGCAGGGCAGUUCAACCAGGACUACCUCUCGGGAAUGGCUGCCAACAUGUCCGGGACGUUCGGAGGAGCCAACGUGCCAAACCUGUACCCGGGGGCCCCUGGGGGCGGUUACCCUCCCGUUCCCCCGGGGGGUUUUGGGCAUUCCCCUUCUGCCCAGCAGCCUGUUCCUCCAUAUGGAAUGUACCCGCCCCCUGGAGGAAACCCACCCUCUGGGAUGCCCUCGUAUCCGCCAUACCCAGGGGCCCCUGUGUCAGGCCAGCCCAUGCCGCCCCCUGGGCAGCAGCCCUCGGGGGCCUACCCUGGACAGCCGCCCAUGACCUACCCUGGACAGUCGCCAAUGCCACCUCCGGGACAGCAGCCGGUGCCAAGCUACCCAGGGUACUCUGGGUCCGGGACCAUCACCCCUGCUGUGCCCCCAGCCCAGUUUGGAAACCGAGGCACCAUCACAGAUGCUCCUGGGUUUGACCCCCUGCGAGACGCCGAGGUCCUGCGGAAGGCCAUGAAGGGCUUUGGGACUGAUGAACAGGCCAUCACUGACUGCCUGGGGAGUCGCUCCAACAAGCAGCGGCAGCAGAUCCUCCUGUCCUUCAAGACAGCUUAUGGGAAGGAUUUGAUCAAAGAUCUGAAAUCUGAACUGUCAGGAAACUUUGAGAAGACAAUCUUGGCCCUGAUGAAGACCCCGGUCCUCUUUGAUGCUUAUGAGAUAAAGGAAGCCAUCAAGGGGGCAGGCACUGAUGAAGCCUGCCUGAUCGAGAUCCUGGCCUCCCGCAGCAAUGAGCACAUCCGGGAAUUGAACAGAGUCUACAAGACAGAAUUCAAAAAGACCCUGGAGGAGGCCAUUCGGAACGACACGUCAGGGCACUUCCAACGGCUCCUCAUCUCUCUCUCUCAGGGAAACCGGGAUGAAAGCACAAACGUGGACAUGACGCUCGUCCAGAGAGAUGUGCAGGAGCUCUAUGCAGCUGGAGAGAAUCGCCUCGGAACAGAUGAGUCCAAGUUCAAUGCAGUUCUGUGCUCCCGGAGCCGGGCCCACCUGGUCGCAGUUUUCAACGAGUAUCAGCGAAUGACAGGCCGUGACAUUGAGAAGAGCAUCUGCCGGGAGAUGUCCGGGGACCUGGAGCAGGGCAUGCUGGCCGUGGUGAAAUGUCUUAAGAAUACCCCAGCCUUCUUUGCUGAAAGGCUCAACAAGGCCAUGAGGGGAGCAGGAACCAAGGACCGGACCCUGAUCCGCAUCAUGGUGUCUCGCAGUGAGAUCGACCUCCUGGACAUCAGAGCAGAGUAUAAGCGGCUGUACGGCAAGUCCCUGUACCACGACAUCACGGGAGACACUUCUGGGGACUACCGGAAGAUUCUGCUGAAGAUCUGUGGUGGCAACGACUGAGCGGUGACUGGUGGGUCACUUCUGUCCACCUGCUGGCAACAGUGAUGCCAGGAAAAGGCCAAAAGAAUGUUUGUCUGUUUCUAACACAUCCACAAAAAAUCCCUUCGUGUCCCAGCGUGGACCAUCCAUAGAACCUUGGCCCCAUCCUCCGCCUGCCCUCCUGAUCUGUGUCUUGUGCUCGUGCUGAGGGACCUGGGUCGGUCUUGAACUCUCUCAGGAUACCUCCUCCCCACCCCCACUCCUCACAGCCUCUUGCAGCUAAAGUAGACGUUUUGCUUCCUGACUCAUGCAGUCAUUCCCCUUUGCUUCUGGCUGAAACUCCUGGCUUCGUUUUAGUCAUAUAACGUUGUAUGUUUAUUUGGAGGGUUUUUUUUUUUAAUAUAUAGUCGUUGCAGACAGAUGUGCACACGUCUUUGCUGCAUACACAGUUUGGGUGAGACAGGUGGGGACUGGGGGCGCCAUGUCCUCACUGAGGAGUAAAAGGGAAAACCUUUAAGGGUACUCUUUGCAUCUGGUGAGAAUGUGUCAUGAGCUUUGUUAUUGCCAAACUCACUCCUUUUAAGAAAAGAAAAAAGCCAGAAAGUCAUCUGUUCCAUGCAAAACCACGAGAACAAAGCCAGCUCCCUGCCAGUGACAGGGUUACUUGUAAUUGAGAAUGUGCCUUAAACCUGAAUGUCGAUGGCCAAAAGCUGUUUGCAAAUUAAAGUCAGCCAGCUCUGGAA